AUGGUGGGUGGGGAGUUGGGGGGUUUGAUGGUUGGGGGGAUGAGGAUAGGAGGGGGGGGAAGGUGGAAGUAUGUUAUGGUUGGGUGGGUGGGAAUAGGUGUGGGUAUGUAUUGGGUUUGUGGUGGGGGGGUGGAUUUUGGUGUGGGUGGUGUUGUUGGAAGGGUUGGUUUGUGGGUGGGUGGGUGGUGUAGGGGAUUGGGGUGGGAUGGGGGUGUUGUGAUUUUUUGGAGGGGGUGGUUUGUGAUGGGGGGGUUGGGAGUUAGGAGGUGGUUUGUGUUUGUUGUUUGUGUGGUUGUUUGGUAUGUUGUGUGGGUUGUUUGUGGGGGGGGGUGGUUGGGGGGGGGGGUGGGGGUGUUGGGGGUGGGGUGGGGGUUGGUGGGGGGUUGGGUGGGGGGGGGGGUGUGGGGGGGGGUUGGGGGUGUGGGGGGAUGGGGGGGUGGGGGUUGGGGGGUGGGGGGGGGGGGGUGGUGUGGGGUGGUGGGGGGGGGGGGGGGGUGUUUGGGUGGUGGGGGGGGGGGGGGGGGGUGGAUGGGUGGUGGGGGGGGGGGGGUGGGGUUAGGGGAGAGGGUGGGUGGGGUGGGAUGGAUGGAGGAUGGUGGGUGGGGGUGGGAGGUAUGGGUGAUGGGUGGUGGGUGUUGGAUGGGAAGUAGGGAGGUGGGGGGUGGGGGGGGGUGUUGGGGUGUUGGGGGGGUGGGGGGGUAG
Molecule: messenger RNA, 702 nt
Organism: Knipowitschia caucasica
Lineage: Eukaryota; Metazoa; Chordata; Actinopteri; Gobiiformes; Gobiidae
Source: the annotation of a GenBank genome assembly